Arabidopsis thaliana (thale cress) is the source of this 957-nucleotide messenger RNA. It is a transcript of the gene HVA22G, whose product is annotated as HVA22-like protein G. The transcript has 7 exons. The record is from RefSeq and is marked reviewed. The coding region runs from base 243 to 776 and encodes 177 amino acids. NCBI's taxonomy places the organism in Eukaryota, Viridiplantae, Streptophyta, Magnoliopsida, Brassicales, Brassicaceae.
AAAAGUCGUGAUUGUUGACUAUUUAAAAACCGCACUGUUUCAAGUUGAAACUCACAAGUAGAGAACAAAUGAAAAAAGGAUUCGCAAGUCACUAUCCGAUACCGUUUUGCUUCGCCUUUUCUCCAUCUUUUGUUUCUCCAUUCGCAAGUCACUAUCGUACGUAACCGUCGUCUAUAAUUCGUUCGAAAUCAUUCUUCUCAUUCCUUUUUCGCCGAAACCGUUUUUCUGAUAAGGUGAUCACAAUGAUUGGAUCGUUUCUGACAAGAGGGCUUUUAAUGGUGUUUGGAUAUGCAUAUCCUGCUUAUGAGUGCUUCAAAACGGUCGAACUCAACAAGCCUGAAAUUCAACAACUUCAGUUCUGGUGCCAGUAUUGGAUUAUUGUAGCUGCUUUGACGAUUUUCGAAAGAAUUGGUGAUGCUCUUGUUUCUUGGUUACCAAUGUAUAGCGAGGCGAAGUUGGCUUUCUUCAUUUAUCUCUGGUUUCCAAAGACUAAAGGAACAACAUACGUUUACGAUUCUUUCUUCAGGCCAUAUAUAGCAAAGCAUGAAAAUGAAAUUGACCGCAACUUGGUGAAGGUAAAGACUAGAGCUAAGGAUAUGGCAAUGAUAUAUCUCCAAAAAGCAAUCAACCAAGGGCAGACCAAAUUCUUUGAGAUCUUACAGUAUAUCACAGAACAAUCAACACCAAAAUCUAAGGCUGAGGAAAAGAAAGAGACAACAAUACCUAAACUCGAUGAUCCAAUUCUUAAGGUGAAAGAAAACGAAGUCACUAAAUGAGGUACGUAGAGUCAUUCGAGAGGAAAACGUUAAGCCUGACUCGUGGGAAACUAUUGGGGAAAACACACUGUACUAACUAACUAUGCAUCAUCUUCUUUCUUUUAGUCGUUACUAUGAAUAAAUCAUGAAUCUCAAAUGUAAAUUGCUUCGGAGAAAAAUAAAAAGGUUGCUUUUUAACCAA